AUCACCUGACUGAACCAGGGACCGAAGUUUUACCAAGCCAGUUAUCUCUUAAAUCAGACAACGUGGCUUCAGGGAGCUGUAAAGUAACUAACUGCUUUAUUAAAGGCUUUAUAGAAACAUUUUUUUUAAAUGUCGGUCCUGGUUUGCGGUCCCAAACUGGCCACUUGUGGAAUUGUAUUUAGUAUUUGGGGUGUCAUCAUGUUGGCAAUGCUUGGAAUAUUUUUCAAAACCCAUUCGGCAGUGCUGAUUGAGGAUGUGCCUCUGACAGAGGAGGACAUGGCCGGAGAUAACCUAACAAACGUCUAUGGCCUCUACGAUCAAGUGGGCUACAACUGUUUUGUAGCAGCGGGCAUCUAUGUGUUGGUAGCAGCCUUCUCCUUCUGCCAGAUGAAACUCAACAAGCGAAAGGAGUACUUGGUGCACUAGUAGCCCCCUGCUGGACUGAGGAGUUGUAAGGUUCACAUUUGUAAGGAUGUAUUUGGAUGGUUUGAUGAUAUCCACCAUAUAUUCUCCUUUUGAUGUUCUCCUCACCCAUUAAGUUAUGACUCCACACAGAGGCUCUUAAGCAGAGCUUACAAAAAAGGAGAUUAGAGGUAAUUCUGGAUGCAGCUGAAGAUUGCUGGUGUAGGUCUUUGCAUUUUGUGAGUGCCAGCAUAUAUUUAUGUUUAAGAAAAGACCAAUUCAAAAUUCUUAAUCACAGAUUCAUUACUGUCAUUAUUUGAUUUCUAAGAAAAAGUAAGUUACUCAAUUUGUGUUUUUCCCUGGAAUCUGAAUACAUAAUUAAAUAAGUUAAAUUCAUCUUGUCAACCAUUUCAAAAUGUUUAAAUGUUAAGAAUCUUGUUCUUAUAGUGCCUUGUUCUUAUCCAUGUUUUCCAACUGACCACUGUAAAUAAACAUUGUGCUACCAA
Molecule: messenger RNA, 908 nt
Organism: Lampris incognitus (smalleye Pacific opah)
Lineage: Eukaryota; Metazoa; Chordata; Actinopteri; Lampriformes; Lampridae
Product: ribonuclease kappa-A-like
Exons: 4
Coding region: 130-426 (98 amino acids)
Molecular function (GO): RNA endonuclease activity
Source: RefSeq, a predicted model, not a curated record